Dermochelys coriacea (leatherback sea turtle) is the source of this 510-nucleotide messenger RNA. It is a transcript of the gene PGBDF, whose product is annotated as chromosome 17 C17orf50 homolog. The transcript has 3 exons. NCBI's taxonomy places the organism in Eukaryota, Metazoa, Chordata, Testudines, Dermochelyidae. The record is from RefSeq and is a predicted model, not a curated record. Bases 1 to 510 code for a protein of 169 amino acids.
AUGUCUUGGUGGAGCAAAGAAAAGGAGGAGGAGGAGGAGAUGCCAGAGGAGGAGGCCGAAGAGCUGGAAGUGGUAGAAGAGGACACAGAGGAAGAGAACAUAGUCUCCUACAUCACCCUUUCUCCUCAGACGUCCAGCACAGAGCAGGUCCAAGAGCUGAACAAAGCAGAGGAGAACUGGUUCUGGGGCUGGCUGUCGCCAUUCUCCAUCUUCUCCAGAUUGACCAAGGAGGCAGACAGGAAGACAUCUCAGCAGGAGCCCAUCUGUUGCCUGCUGGACAAGAAGAGGCCCCCAGGCAACACAUGCUCCGAGUGCGAGAUCCUGUUCUGCAGGAAAUGUGAGGCGCUGCACUACAACCCGAGUUUCAUAGAGCACUGCAUCCUGGGCCAUGGCAAGGAGGAGCCAGAGGGCAGGCGUUCAGGCCUCAUCAGCCCCAUUCUGAGCGCAGAUUCCAUCAACCUGGCUGUCACUCCAGGGGGAACAGAAGAUGAAGAAAUGGAGAGAAAAUGA